Messenger RNA from Arabis nemorensis, 723 nucleotides. Lineage: Eukaryota; Viridiplantae; Streptophyta; Magnoliopsida; Brassicales; Brassicaceae. The record is from the annotation of a GenBank genome assembly.
AUGUUACUGUGCUCAAGGAGGGACUACCUCAGCAGUUUCCACCAUCGGUUUGGAGGUAAUAGUAUAACUCCAGUGGCGAAGAAUGUUGUGGUAUCUAAUGGUAACUCUGGUGAUGAUGAAGCAGAGGGAUGGCUUCCCUUCGCCAAGGAAAAGUCAGCUUGUUCGGGAAAAGUUAUGGAGAGGAAAGAUAUUAAUGGAAGCAAUUCUAGUCCAUUCUUUGCCAAAAUGUCGAAAUCUUUUAUACUUUCUGACCAAGAUGACGUUGAGGUGGAUUCUCCUUGCUGGAGAGGAAUACAGUCUCACAAUACUGCAGCAUCAGGUACCAUGUCAUUGAGUUUCAGGCGUUCUAGCGAGGAUCUAAAUAGUCUUUAUCGAUUGAAUCCUUUGGCACCUCAGUUUAUACCAUCCAGCGCUAAAAAGAACCUAGACAAGAACGAGAAGGAAUUUGAAGAAAACAGUUCUUCGUCUUUGAAAAGGUCUCUGUCUUCAACCUUUCCACCAUCAUCAGGAGAGUUCAGCAUUACCGAUCCUUCUGAAGCAGAGAUUCCACAAGAUUCCGGCCAAAAGAACAGAACAGGGAUCCUGAUCCACGAUGCAGAUGAAAGUUUGGGUUUAGUAUCUCAAGAUAGUGUUUCCAAGGCUAUGAGCAUUUUGGAUAUUAGCAAUCAGUUUUCAAAUGCCUUAAAAGCUGGAUCCUUUGGCCCCGGUUUUUGUUCCUGCUAG